ACACUAGCAUAUUGAUACGUGUCGGCGGGGUGAGCCACGACUCCGCUACGCUUUGCCAGUCGAGCGUAUACGCGGCCGCUUUUUCGUUCAUUUUAUGAGAGAGAAGGAAAGAGAGAGUGUGUGCGUGUAUUCUCGUGGCGGUGUGAUUCUCGUGAUCCUCGUAAGGGACAUUCAUUUGACUCUUAGUGCUUAAGACAGUCGCGUCGACGUCGAGGCAAGAUGGGAUUCAAGUUUCUCGAAGUGAUAAAACCGUUCUGCAGUAUACUGCCGGAAAUAGCGAAGCCGCAGCGAAAGAUCCAAUUCAGGGAAAAGGUAUUGUGGACGGCGAUCACAUUGUUUAUCUUUCUAGUAUGUUGCCAGAUUCCAUUAUUCGGUAUCAUGUCUUCGGACAGUGCGGAUCCAUUUUAUUGGAUUCGUGUGAUACUCGCAUCAAACAGAGGAACGUUGAUGGAAUUGGGUAUCUCACCAAUCGUUACUUCUGGUCUUAUUAUGCAACUACUGCAUGGUGCAAAGAUUAUCGAAGUUGGAGAUACACCAAAAGAUAGAGCUUUAUUCAACGGUGCACAGAAAUUGUUUGGCAUGGUUAUUACUGUUGGACAAGCCAUUGUUUAUGUAAUGACUGGAAUGUACGGAGAUCCAACUGAGAUUGGAGCUGGAGUUUGUCUUUUGAUUAUUAUCCAGUUGUUUGUUGCUGGACUUAUUGUAUUGUUAUUGGAUGAGCUUCUCCAGAAAGGAUAUGGAUUGGGCAGCGGAAUAUCUCUCUUUAUUGCUACUAACAUUUGCGAGACUAUUGUUUGGAAAGCAUUCUCACCAGCCACAGUUAACACUGGUCGUGGUACGGAAUUCGAAGGAGCUGUAAUUGCUUUGUUCCACUUGCUGGCCACCAGACAAGACAAAGUUCGCGCUCUUCGAGAAGCAUUCUACAGACAGAAUCUUCCAAAUCUGAUGAACCUUCUUGCCACCAUUCUAGUAUUUGCUAUCGUCAUCUACUUCCAGGGCUUCCGUGUAGAUCUUCCGAUCAAAUCUGCCAGAUAUCGCGGUCAAUACAGCAGCUAUCCGAUCAAACUAUUUUACACUAGUAAUAUCCCGAUCAUUCUGCAAUCAGCAUUGGUAUCCAACUUGUACGUCAUCUCUCAAAUGUUAGCCGUCAAAUUCCAAGGAAAUCUCAUAGUGAAUCUGUUGGGUGUUUGGUCGGAUGUCGGUGGCGGGGGUCCCGCAAGAUCAUAUCCAGUCGGCGGACUAUGUUAUUACUUAUCACCACCGGAAUCAGUUGGCCAUAUAGUUCAGGAUCCCGUGCACGCUGUACUCUACAUUCUCUUUAUGCUUGGCUCGUGCGCCUUCUUCUCCAAGACGUGGAUCGAAGUCUCUGGAAGCUCAGCGAAGGAUGUUGCUAAACAACUGAGGGAACAGCAAAUGGUAAUGCGAGGUCACAGAGACAAUUCCAUGAUUCGCGAGCUGAACCGAUAUAUCCCGACCGCCGCGGCGUUCGGCGGAUUGUGCAUCGGAGCUCUCUCUGUGCUGGCGGAUUUUCUGGGCGCGAUCGGUUCCGGUACUGGUAUCUUGCUCGCUGUUACAAUCAUAUAUCAAUACUUUGAGAUCUUCGUGAAAGAGCAAAGUGAAAUGGGUGGCAUGAGCACGUUACUUUUCUAAACUUAAUUCAUCUAUAGACUUGAAAAGUGAACUUUUUAAUUCUGAAGAACUGAAUAAAAUAAUUUAUUGUAAGGUAAGAGAGUUUUGGUCGAGUUCGCAGAAUUGUAUGUAUGUGUGUGUGUGUCAAGCUCACGGGAUGUAGACAUACAUUAGCGCCACUCGAAAGUUUCCCUCCCCUAUUUUCCCGCGUUAUACAUAAAGUCGCACAUAUUUACUAUUGAUAUAUUGUUGAUUCUAUGCUCAAAUGAUUAUACUAUUAGUAACACUUUUCCAAAAAAAAAAAAGAAAAGAAAAGUUUAUAUGUGCUUCUUUUAGGAUAUAUUGGGA
Molecule: messenger RNA, 1977 nt
Organism: Nylanderia fulva
Lineage: Eukaryota; Metazoa; Arthropoda; Insecta; Hymenoptera; Formicidae
Gene: Sec61alpha
Product: SEC61 translocon subunit alpha
Biological process (GO): protein transport
Cellular component (GO): membrane
Source: RefSeq, a predicted model, not a curated record